AUGCGCUCACUACUUCCUGUUUUUAUCCUUUUUCUUGGUUUCUUCGCAAUUGCAACUGCUCGCAGAAUAAACCUUAUAGUCAAGAAAACUAAUGAAUGGUAUGAUUCUGCCACAAUUCAAUCUGUCGACUAUGAGAAGCUGGGACGGAAAAGUUGGGACGAAUUGACUGAAGUGGAGAGAUAUCUAUUGGAUACUGAACAUGCUUUACGUGGUUUGAAUUCAGAUUCUGUUUCAAAAGAUUAUGAUUAUCAGGAAGAAGAGUAUGACGAGAUCAACCAUGAUUCGAAAGAAAAAGACAAUGAUGACGCAACAGAUUCUGAAGAGAACAGCGUCAAGGAUUCAGAUGAAGACGACGAGGAGAAUUCUGUUUCAGAUGAAGCUAUUGAGGAGGGUGUAGUGACUGAAGAAGAUGAUAACGAUAACGAUGCAGAUGACGGUAGUAAUGAAAACCAAUCGAAAGAAGAAAAUGAUGAAAGAGAGGAUUCCGAAGAAGACAGCUCCGAAGAUUCAGAUGAAGACGAGUCAUCAGAAGAAGUAUCCCAGGAACCUUCAGAAACUAGCCAUCACUACAAUGACAGAAGAAGAAUCGGAGGGAGAGCAGCCCGUGUUUGGAACACGAGACAGUACCAGUAUUACCAUCUUUCUGUUCAUUAUCUCAUCAAUGUGUAUGUUAAACUGAGAAGCGAAAUUGAUAUCGGACUUUUCUAA
This is a messenger RNA of Caenorhabditis remanei, 708 nucleotides long. RefSeq lists its product as uncharacterized. The record is from RefSeq and is a predicted model, not a curated record. NCBI's taxonomy places the organism in Eukaryota, Metazoa, Nematoda, Chromadorea, Rhabditida, Rhabditidae. Bases 1 to 708 code for a protein of 235 amino acids. The transcript is spliced from 2 exons.